AACCUUCUUGAAAAAUGGAGCGCUGACACCACGAUUCUAUUCCAUAAAAUCCACCCAUAUUUUCUAGAUCUAGCCUCUGCGAACCGUCUUUGAAAAUUUAACACUCCUUCAAAUCUGGGUACCCAAUUCUGGGUCUAUGCCCGACGCCGAAAAACUGUGGAGAAAUCAAUAAUCUAGGACAACAACUAACCAAUUUAACAACGGCGAGUUUCAAGGUGGGUUGCUGGUUUGGAUUUGGCGUUGGUGAGCUGCAAAGCGGGCUGCCGUGAUCUGGGCACGACGGCGGCGAGCUGCGAGGUGGGUAGACGUGGUCUAGAUAUGACGGCAGUGUAGCUGCAAGGUGGUUGAGGCUUGAGUUUCGACUUCUCCAGCUAUCUCAAGAGCGUGAGCAGCUAACUGGGUUAAUUCGACAAGGGAGAGCUGGAAGUACUUGGGGAUGUUUGAAUGAACUCCACUGUUGCUAAACAAAACUUUCCAUGGCUGAUGAUACAUCAGAAACUGAAACGGGGCUAGAGGACUGCGAAGCAACAAAAGCACAGUUGGCUGUAAUGAAAGCAAAAUUAGCCGAAUUCUCAACCAAGUUUGAGGCUGCUUUUAGUGCUUCUGUGGACAAACUCCAAAGCUCUGUGGUAUGUCGGUUGGCGAAGAACAAGGAACCGCGAAGAGAGUGCAUAUUAGGACCACAUUACAGCUUCGGUAUGCCGCCGGUCAUCGACGAGGUUCUAGAAAAUUCAUUGGUGGACACAUCUUGCCUGACCGGCGGAGCUAGCUGGUCUAGUUGGAACACAAAUUCCAAACAGCCAGGGAGUUGGCCGAAAACGACACCCGAGUGGAAGAAAUGGGUACCACGGAUGGAGCAUUUUUUCGGCCGCUCAUGGAAAAAGUUUGGUAUUUAUGAUAGCAUUAAAAUGUCCGAGCAGGAAAUCUACAUGGACCGGCCUCUCCUUGCUGCUGCCUUGUGUUUUUGGUCAUCUGCUACUAACACCAUGAACCUGCCACUUGGGCCAAUGAGUCCAACCUUGCUAGAUAUGGCUGCAAUAUUUGGUUUUCGGCCGAAUGGAGAGGAGAUAUGUGCUUUAGCUGACCUUCCUUCCUCUUUUCAUGCUAGCCUGAAACCCAAAGUGAACAAGGAUGACAAGAAAGCAAAACAAAAAGCUGAUGUUAAAGCAAGGAAGUUGCUUAAUUAUAGCACUUUCUAUGCCGAACAUGCAAUUGCCGAGGAUGUGUCUACGGUUGAGAGGCAUAACCCAAAACAACAUGAACACGCCGCUUUCCUCCUCUAUUGGCUAUGCAAAUAUGUAUUUUGCACCAAGUCGAACAAGUGUUUGUUUGAGUUUGCUGGUAUUGCGGAGGCCCUUAGCUUGGGUAAACCUUUAGCCCUUGGUCCGUUUGUCCUUGCCUAUCUUUACCGUACUUUGCGUAAUGUAGUGACCAACAAUAUGACGCUGGAUGUUGGAGGGCCAUUAUGGAUGUUCCAGGUAUGGGUGCAAACUUACUUUCGUCAGCUUCGACCAAGUCAUCCUUUUGAUUCCACUGUGAUUCUCGGCCGCCAAAUCAUCUCUCUUGGUCCUCAUGCACAUUCAGUAGCCGAGUGCUUUGCUUUCUUCCUUUCGAGAAAGAGCAUGACCAAGGAAGAGUUUGCCAAAUGCUAUAGCCGAGAUUAUCCUUCUUGUCUUACAUUAAACAUAACGAAGCCAUGGGAGAGGUCUUUGGACUUGUCAGUACUUCUACCUUGGGGGAGCAUUCUGAUUUCUCGAGACAUAAACUAUGGUCUCAAGGGUACACUGGGUCGGCCAGGGGUUGAGGUUUAUCUUCCAAACUUUGUUGCGCGUCAGCUUGGCUUCAUACAAAGUUGUCCAGCCUUCUUUCUAAUGUCCCGGAAUCGUUUUUCUUCAUGGAGAGGUGGGUUUACAGACGCUGCGCAUUGUUCGGCCGUCACUCUUUAUUAUCAGACUCAGUUUGGCAAGUUUGAGAGAUCUGGCCUGAGCGCCCGCGAACCUGAUCAUAGAGCAACUCCGACUUUCCAAUCUUGGUGGACAACAUUUAUCAAGAAGAAACUUGGAGAGGACUUGCGGAUAACCGAGCGUAUUGCCUUGUAUGGAUUCCCGGGCUUGUUCACCAACAAAGGCAAUGGCAAGAAGAAAGCACCGGUUGCUAAGUCGAAAUCCAAAGAAUUGUCUAAGGAAGAGCAAACUUCAAAGAAACGAGGAUCAAAGUCGGGAAAAACUCUGCCUACCAAGAAGGUAAAGAAGUCACCUGACGUGGUGGAGAGUUCGGUCACGAAUCCGGCCGACAUUAUGGUUAGUGAAGACAUAAUUUUCGAGGGUGAUAUGGAUAAUAGCCAAAAUGCUCUAGCUGAAAAUCACAUCAUGUCUGGAGCUGAGGAUGCGGCCGAAACUAGUGAUGCCUCAACCGACAAUACGGGUUCGGCCGACAGUGAAGGUUCGCGUGAUGAAGCACAGUCAGAAAACUUUGAGCAUGAGGGAGAUGGCCGUAUUGAUCACUCUUUGCCUCCUCCUGAGAGUUCCAUGGUUGAGAUUGACAUGGAUGACUUGGGUGAGAACCAGCUUCCUAAUAUCGACCAACAACUCGCAAACUCAGCCAACCUUGCUAAGGAUGCGGAAGACGUCGGUAUACUUGGCCGAGAGGCAUUGCUUAACCACCAAAUACCUGUCCAGGUACGAGAAUCUCGAAGCGGUUCAACCCUGGAGUUGGCUCUUUUCAACCCAACUGAAUCAACUCCUUCUAUGUUCGGAAUGCUUACCUCUCCUCCUACUGAAGGGAUACCUCGAAGUGAUCAAGCUAUCGUUUGCGCCUCAUCGUCGGCUGAGCCUGUGGAACAAACAACAGGUGAUCCUGGUUUGGAGUUACUUCAGUUUCUCGAUACGCUAGAUAACAAUGCGAGCCCGGUAGAGGAAAAGCUUGAGACAAAUGAAACCAAGAAGGCACUUGAAUCGGUCAGACAGUUUUUGGGUUGUGAUACGAGAGCAGUAACCGAGACUAGUUUCCUCGCCUUCAAGGAGGCGGUUGAAGUACUUAUUUCAGCCAACCACUUAUCUCAAGUAGAAGCUUAUGAAGUUCAUGCCCUUUUGUCCCGUGCAAAUUUUAGUCUUUCUCCUUGCUUAGAAGCCCAAAAAGAGUUUGAAACCGGCGAGAAGUUGAUAAGUGAGUAUAAAGACAUUCGCCAGUCUACCGAUCUUGGCCAACUUCAUAAGUUGAAGACUUCUUUGGACGAGGGAAGGCAAAAAGUGCGUGAUUUGAAAAAGCAAUUGGUCGAAGCUGAAGAGCAAGUCAAAGUCACUUCGGCUGCCAUCCGAACCAUUGUUCCUCAACAAGAUCUACCUAGGUAUAGCUUGAUUUUGUCCUCGGUCAAGUCAUACAACAAGAAGAGAGGCAUCUUGAAGAGAAAGGUCGACCAAGGUAUGGAGGACUUGGAAAAGGUUAGGGAAAUUCUUCGGUCUCUUCUACCCUCUGACAUGUAGUUAUAGGGGAAUAUGGUAUUCAUCUCGGCUUAUAUUUUGUACAUGGUCCUAGGACCAUAACUCAGCCGGUUGCCUUAAUUUUGUAGAGUCUAACCGACCUUAUUUGUAGGACUCACAUUCUAAUUUGCGUAUAUGACCGGUUGAUCAUUCGGCCGCUAUUUUGUCAA
Messenger RNA from Rosa rugosa (rugosa rose), 3649 nucleotides. RefSeq lists its product as uncharacterized. The record is from RefSeq and is a predicted model, not a curated record. The coding region runs from base 477 to 3482 and encodes 1001 amino acids. The transcript is spliced from 8 exons. Gene Ontology annotation, biological process: meristem maintenance; meristem development. Lineage: Eukaryota; Viridiplantae; Streptophyta; Magnoliopsida; Rosales; Rosaceae.